Myotis brandtii (Brandt's bat) is the source of this 5268-nucleotide messenger RNA. RefSeq names its product von Willebrand factor D and EGF domains (gene VWDE). Gene Ontology annotation, biological process: anatomical structure development. Gene Ontology annotation, cellular component: cell surface; extracellular region. The record is from RefSeq and is a predicted model, not a curated record. The coding region runs from base 584 to 4711 and encodes 1375 amino acids. Gene Ontology annotation, molecular function: signaling receptor binding. The transcript is spliced from 21 exons. Lineage: Eukaryota; Metazoa; Chordata; Mammalia; Chiroptera; Vespertilionidae.
GUCGCAACACUCUCUACUGGCUCCUGCCAUCCUUCAUCUCUGAGGCAACUUCUGAGAAUGUUCGCCUUUGGGGAGCAAACAGCAAACAAGCAACCCGGAUGAACAGAUUAAAAAUCCAUCUGCAAGUACGACGGGGCACUGCCCCUUUCAACAGAACCUUGCAAGGCUUCUUUUAUUGCAGGUCCCUCUGAGCAGUUUCUAGGAUUACCACGUUUUCCUAAAGCAUUUGUUCCAACAGCCAGACCCAAGGUGCCAAGCUAUAUCCCGGGAGCUUGUGCCUGGGGCGUGUACUGCCUGCUGCGGGCACCUGAGACCUCACCGCCAGGACCGCGGGGCGUGCAGCUGACUCCAGGGACAGGUUGGGCGUGGCUUCUGGGCAGGUGGCCGGGGCUUGGAGGGAGGAGUCACCACCAGGCUCGCGCCACAGUCCCUGGAAAGGACGGCUGCACCCCAAAAGCGAGGACAAGCAGAGACCCUGAAGGCCGAGGAGACACAGACUAAGCAAGACCUGCGGUGGGCCCAUCCUCCCCGCACCCGCAGCGGGGAUUCUGAGAAGCUUUUGUCCCUACCCGUGGCAGCAGCGAUGCCUGGCGGAGUUUGGGUGCUGGCGCUGGCGCUGAUGCUCCUGGACCUGGGGAAUGGUCGGCAAGCUCAGGAGUGCUCUCCCGGGGGACACCGGUUUCUACAGAGCCCUCACAGAAGUGUCCAUUUUGACUCAUCGCUCCUCCAGCAGUCAGCCCCUCAAGACCUGAUAUGUGACCAUUCCCUUGCUGCUGGAUGGUAUCGAUUUGUCAUCUUUGACAGAUCUGCUGAGAUGCCAACCAAAUGUGUCGAGAUGAACCACUGUGGAACACAGGCUCCUAUCUGGCUGUCUCUGCGAGACUCAGAAACAAUGCCUGCACCGGGGGAGCUCAAGCAGCUGACUGCUUGUGCCACGUGGCAGUUUUUGCUGAGCGCUACUGAAGACUGCUGCCUUUUCCAAAUCCCAGUGUCUGUAAGAAACUGUGGACAAUUUUUUGUGUACUUACUACGACCCACUCAGGGGUGUAUGGGAUAUUGUGCAGAAGCUAUUUCUGAUGCAAAAUUAAACCCAUGCGGCCCUGACGAAAUCGAAAUUGAAGGUGACUGUGUUCGUCAGCUGUCUGCCUCAUUGCCACCACCACCUCCAGGAAGACCCCAGAUUGUGGUGGAGCUGAUUGAGUCCAGGGUUUUCUGUAGGUGUGCUUUUGAUGUUUCCCCUACGAACAACUCCGUGGGAUUUAUUAUAGCUUGGUCUAGGCUUUCUUCUCAAGAUGUCAAAGAGGAACUGAAGCAAGAGACCACAGUUCAGGCAUUCUCUCUUUUAGAACUGGACGGCAUAAAUCUCAGACUUGGCGAUAGGAUAUUCUGUACGGCUUCUAUCUUUUUCUUGGAGAAACCACAAGUAAAAAGUUUAGCUACCGAAAGUCAAGAAUUUUUUGCAGGCAUUAAGUUACAACCUGAAUUGAGCACUAUAUCAGAAGAUGGAAAAGAAUACCAGUUGAGGAUAGAGAGCACAAUUCCUGUCGUUUGUCCUGAAUUCAGUGAGCUUGAUCAGGAAUGUAAAAUCUCACUAAAACUGAAAACUGUUGAUCAAGGUAAAGACCUAGGUUUAAAUUUGGUACUGUCUUCCUGUCACGUGGACCUUCACCAGAUGUCAUCCUGUGCUAAUGGAACCUGUAGCCAUGCUCUUGCUUACUACACUGCUGUGACUGAUUUUUCCCACGAUGGAAAUAGAGUUACAGACAUUAUAGUGGAACCUAUAGUUAACGAGGAUUUCCUGUGGAACAGCUACACUCCAGACAGCAUCCAGGUCAGAGUAAAGGAUGUCCCAACUGCUUACUGCUAUUCAUUUACUGACCCACAUAUAAUUACAUUUGAUGGCAGGAUAUAUGAUAAUUUCAAGACUGGAACGUUUGUGCUUUAUAAGAGUAUGUCACGUGAUUUUGAAGUCCAUGUACGUCAAUGGGACUGUGGAAGCCUUCACUAUACUGUGUCAUGUAACUGCGGGUUUGUUGCCAAAGAAGAAGGUGAUGUAGUUACUUUCGAUAUGUGUGGUGGUCAGCUACAUGAAUCGCAGCCAUAUUUAUUUCUAAAGAGCCAACAUGAAACCAGCAAUAUCAAGAUAAGUGAAUCUUAUUUAGGAAGAAAAGUCACAAUCUGGUUUUCUUCUGGAGCAUUUAUCCGUGCUGAUCUUAGUGAAUGGGGCAUGAGUCUAACAAUCAGAGCCCCUAGUGUAGAUUACAAAAACACUUUGGGACUUUGUGGCACCUUUGAUGAAAACCCUGAAAAUGAUUUCCAUGACAAAAAUGGGAUCAAAAUUGAUCAAACUUUUAAUAAUUGUUUUGCUUUUAUUAACGAAUGGAGGAUUUUGCCAGGAAAAAGCAUGUUCGACACAAUGCCAAUAUCUCUGCCAUCGCCUGGAAAACUAUCCUAUUGUAGCUGCUCCUUGGACACCACUUCACUCUACCCGUCUUCUAAUCAUCUGGUCCAUGUUUCUCAAGCAGACAUUGCUUCCGACUGCAAAGUCCUCACAGGUGUCAAAUUCUCUUCCUUGAUACCAGAAGUGGAUGUCACUUCUAAAUAUAUUAAUCCAGAAGCUCUUGUCAGAGAGAUCAACAAGCAUACCUCUCGAGAAGAAAAUAAUUCAAAUUUCUUUCCUCAAGACAAAAAGCACGUGAACCUACCCAAACUGGAUUUAAAUUUACAAAAAUAUCCUAAGAAUGAGAAACAAGAUGUUCCAAAAACUUUGGACAAUGGGAUACACACACGGGACCAGGAUAGACACAGUCAAGAAAAAUGGUGGCAUCGACAAAACAGAUGGAAACGGCAAAACAUUUAUGAGUUUCUUCCUUUGCUUGCUUUCCAAAGUCUCAGACAGAAGGAUGUAAAAGAGCUUAUUUAUUUUUUCCCUGAGGACCAUACUGAGGAUGUCCAGCAAGAGUUUGUCCCCACGUGGCCUACACCCUCUGGCCUCACGGAACACAGCACGUUGGAACUGUGUCAGCGGACUCUAGCCAACUCCAGCAUAGGAAGGCGCUGUCUCGCCUUUCUUGGCAAGAGACUAGACAGUGUUAUAGAUAUGUGCGUUAAGGAUGUUCUCCUAAAAGAUGAUCUCAGCUGGGCAGGAGCAGGUGUGGCCCUUUUAGAAAAUGAAUGUGAAAGGAGAAUUUUGGAAGAGGGUAAAUAUAACAUAGAAGAAUAUGGCAAAUCAAUUGAAGACAUUCUCUUAGUAUUAAAAUGCCCCAAUUUGUGCAGCGGCAAUGGGCAGUGUAUGCAAUGGGGAUGCAUGUGUUCCCCAGGCUUUGGUUCCUAUGACUGCAGUGACUCACGUGAUAUAAAUUCUCAGUCGCCAUCAACAGAGCAUUUACUAACUGGUGCAAGUUUUACCCACAGUCCGGUUACUACCAAAACCAGCAACAUCUCGUACUUCUCAUUAAAAUCAGUUACAACUCGAAUGAAUAAUUCAAAGGCAAUUUCUCAUCAGAUAUCAGGUUUUAAACAUGCGGCUCAUGCUCUGAGUACAAAUCUCAGUCUGGGGGAGCUAGAAGUUCCUAUGGACAAUCGUAGUUCUAUACGCAUUAACCCCAAUCGCUCCCAUGAUAAAGUAAAGGACAUUAGCCAGGGCACCGUCCAAACAGAGACAGAAGGAUAUAAUUAUCAAGUUAUCAUGUCUGCCCAAGGUUACACACAGCACACGGAUGGGUUUGCAGCAUCAGUUAGUAGAGCCAUCACUAUUUUGCCAGAAAAGCCUGAGUCAACCAAAAUACCAACUUGUGCAGAAUCGCCUUGCUUUCUGGGUGUUUCCUGUGUGCCAACCACCAAUGGUCACUUCCGAUGUGGACGCUGCCCCCUUGGAUAUUACGGAGAUGGUAUCAAUUGUAAAGCCAUUUGUAGACACCCAUGUGGAAAAGGAAGGGAGUGUGUUGCCCCAAACAUAUGCAAAUGUAAACCUGGUUACACUGGUUCUAACUGCCAAACUGCUAUAUGUCUUCCUGAUUGCAAAAACCAUGGAAAAUGUAUUAGACCUAACAUUUGUGAAUGUACCCUAGGACAUGGUGGAGCAACUUGUGAAGAAGAAUAUUGUAGCCCACCUUGUCAACAUGGUGGCACCUGCUUGGCUGGAAACCUCUGUACCUGUCCGUAUGGUUUUGUGGGACCAAGGUGCAAAACAAUGGUUUGUAACAAGCACUGUGAAAAUGGAGGUGAAUGCCUUACACCAGAUGUUUGCCAGUGCAAGCCUGGCUGGUAUGGCCCCACCUGCAGUACAGCUUUGUGUGACCCUGUUUGCCUCAAUGGUGGUUCCUGUAAUAAGCCGAACACUUGCCGCUGUCCAAAUGGAUUCUUUGGCGCACAGUGUCAGAAUGCUAUCUGUCACCCUCCCUGUAAGAAUGGUGGCCAUUGCGUGAGAAAUAAUGUGUGCACCUGUCGUGAAGGAUACACUGGUAGGAGAUGCCAAAAAAGUAUCUGUGAUCCCAUAUGCAUGAAUGGAGGAAAAUGUGUGGGACCAAACAUUUGCUCUUGUCCUUCUGGUUGGAGAGGUAAACACUGCAACACACCUAUCUGCGUUCAGAAAUGUAAAAAUGGUGGUGAAUGUAUUGCUCCCAGUAUAUGCCAUUGUCCUGCCACCUGGGAAGGAAUGCAGUGUCAAAUACGUAAGCCUACAGCAUUCAUUUUCUACGAUAGAUUCUGAAUCUCAAUCUGUUAUAUUGAUUAGCCAGAGAGCAGGAAAGAACCAAACAGCCAUCUUGGGUUUCCCAUAGCCCCUACUAUUUGUUUAAUUUACAACCAUUGUUUAUCCAUACAAUAUACCCUAGAAGUUUUCAUCACUAAUUUUAUGAUGCUUCCCAUGCAAUUUCAAAUAUUUUGAGGUAUUCCAGGGGUCCUUCUGAAAUACUACCAAGUUAUUCCUACAUAUAUUGAGAUUUUAAACCCUUAAACUCAAUUUCUAGCACGUCUCUGAGACCUGAGAAUUGAGAGCUUCUUCUCUCGGGGGACUGCACCCGGGGGGCCCAGCGGCCAUCACCAUGCCACAAAAUGAGUAUAUCGAAUUACCCUGGAAGCUCUAUGGAUAUCGUUUGGAUUACCGUGAGAAAAAGAGAAAGAAGGCAGGCCGAGAGGUUCAUGAACAUUCAAAGAAGGCAAAAAAAGAUGAUUGGUCUGAAGGCUAAGCUCUACCAUAAACAGCACCAUGCUGAGAAAACACAAAUGAAAAAAACUACCAAGAUGCAUGAAAAACGAAACACCAAA